GGCUGCGGCAGCGCUUCCGGGACGGCGCUGUGCGACCUUUUUGGCGCGAGUGGGGACGGCGGCCGGGAGGGCGCGGUCCGCGCUCCGCGGUGUGGGUCCCGGCAGCGCCAUGCGCUACAACGAGAAGGAGCUGCAGGCGUUGUCCCGGCAGCCGGCCGAGCUGGCGGCCGAGCUGGGCAUGCGGGGUCCCAAGAAAGGCAGCGUGCUGAAAAGGCGGCUUGUGAAGCUGGUGGUCAACUUCCUCUUCUACUUCCGGACGGACGAGGCCGAGCCGGUCGGAGCCCUGUUGCUGGAGCGCUGCAGAGUCACCCAGGAGGAGCCCAGCGGCUUCUCCAUCAGCUUCCUGGAGGACCCCGAGAGGAAGUAUCACUUUGCCUGCUGCAGUGAGGAGCAGUGUCAGGAGUGGAUGGGGGCUCUGCGGCGAGCCAGCUACGAGUUCAUGCGGAGAAGCCUCAUAUUCUACAGAAACGAGAUCCAGAAGAUGACUGGCAAGGACCCCCUGGAGCAGUUCGGCAUAUCUGAGGAGGCCAGGUUCCAGCUGGGUGGCUUGAAGGCCUGAGUCUGGAACAAGCCCUCCCCAUCCUCUCCGCGCCCUGGGUUUCUUGGUCAAGCCUGGAUUUCCUGCUGCAGGUGCUUGGCUUAAAGACUUCAAAAGUCCAAGAUUGGUGGGGGUGGGCAGGGGCGGGUUGGAGAAACAACCCAGGAACACGCCACCCCCGACCUGGACUGGUCUGGCACCUGUUGGGUGCCCCAUGCUGCUACCGGGGGACAAGUGUCCACUCCUAGAAGCUGCGGCCAGCCCCUCGGGUCCAUCCAUCUGGGGACUCUGAGGCU
Lontra canadensis (Northern American river otter) is the source of this 834-nucleotide messenger RNA. RefSeq names its product pleckstrin homology domain containing J1 (gene PLEKHJ1). The transcript is spliced from 6 exons. Gene Ontology annotation, biological process: retrograde transport, endosome to Golgi; receptor recycling; endosome organization. The coding region runs from base 110 to 559 and encodes 149 amino acids. Gene Ontology annotation, cellular component: trans-Golgi network; recycling endosome; early endosome. NCBI's taxonomy places the organism in Eukaryota, Metazoa, Chordata, Mammalia, Carnivora, Mustelidae. The record is from RefSeq and is a predicted model, not a curated record.